Molecule: messenger RNA, 1740 nt
Organism: Phycodurus eques (leafy seadragon)
Lineage: Eukaryota; Metazoa; Chordata; Actinopteri; Syngnathiformes; Syngnathidae
Gene: ift27
Product: intraflagellar transport 27 homolog (Chlamydomonas)
Exons: 8
Coding region: 128-811 (227 amino acids)
Cellular component (GO): Golgi apparatus
Molecular function (GO): GTPase activity; GTP binding
Source: RefSeq, a predicted model, not a curated record
CUCCGCAAACGGUUGCUAGGAGAAGGCUGGUUGCAUUCGUGUAGUUAAGGCGCAAAGGAGCAAAAUAAACCUGAAAGCAUUUAAAAAAAGGAAGUUAAUUUGGAAUUCAUAUUAAUCCCCUAUUGUCAUGGUGAGGUUGAGGGCGAGAUGUCUGCUGAUCGGAGAUCCAGCAGUGGGCAAAAGCGCCCUCUCGCAGAUGUUCCACAGUGAUGGCACUCUCUUCCAGAAGAACUACAGCAUGACAACAGGAGUGGAGCUGCUUAUCAAAAGCGUCAACAUCCCCGACAGCAGCGACAGCGUGGAGCUUUACAUGAUCGACUCUGCAGGGAAGGAAACCUUGGUGGAAGCCAAUGAGAAAAUGUGGGGGGAGCCAUCUUUGCUCUGCCUGGUGUUUGACCUGACCAGUGAACGCUCCUUUGGUAGCUGCGGUCGCUGGAUGGAGAGGGUCCGGACCCACUGCAGGGGUCUCAACGUUCCUGGGGUUUUGGUGGGCAACAAGUGUGACCUGUCAGCCAGGAGGGAGGUGCAAACGGCCGUGGCCCAGGAGUGGGCCCAGAGCCAGGGGCUGGAGUACCACGAAACUUCAGCUAAGGAGAUGGAGAACUGUGAGGCCCCGCUCCUCAGCUUAGCCCGGGCAUUUCACACUCUUUACCAAGAACGGAGAGAGGCAAUACAGAAUCUAAGUCCAGGACACAUGAUGAUUGGCCGACAUGUCAAACCAUCGCAGUUUAGCGCCUGGCGAGGAGGACUUACCCAAUGUCAGAUUUGUUGUGCUUCACAUGUUGGUAGCUGGUAUCGGCAGCCUUCAUGAGUACCUGAUACCUUGAAAUAAGACCGGUAAUCGACUUGAUACCAAUACCUGGUAUCGGAACUCGUCCAUCCCUAGUUAUUAAGGCUUUCAGGAUAGUGUAAGGGUUUCAAAUUAGAAUUUGGAGUCAGCGUUAUUGUUUCAAGACAGAUUUGGUGUUUCAAGUUAGGGUUUAAAGUAUUAUAGCAUUUAUAAAACAUUUAUAAAAAGGGUUUGGAACUAGGGCUGGGGGUUGCAACAUGGGUGAGGGUUUCAAAUUAGGGUUUCAAGCCAGGAUUAGCAUUUCAAAUUAGGGUUUCAAGACAGGGUUAGGGUUUCAAAGUAGGUUGUCAAGCCUUGUCGGUUUUUCUAGAUAGGAUUAGUUUUUCAAGUUAGGGUUUAAAUUAUAGGAUUAGUUUUUCAAGUUAGGGUUUAAAUUAAGGUUUCAUGCCUGCAUUAGGGUAUGAAGCCAAGUUUAGGAUUUUAAAAUAGGGUUCAAGUCUUAAGUGUUUCAAAUGAAGGUUUCACACCUCUGUUAGGGUUUCAAAACAAGAUUAGCGUUGUAAAUUAGGAUUUCAAGAUGGUGUUAGGGGAUGAAGUUAGAUUUCAAAUCAGGGUUUGAAGACGGGUAUGGUUUCAAGCAUGAGUUAGGGAUCCCAAAAUGGUUUGUUUUUCAAAUUGGGGUUUCCAACGUGAUUUGGGGUUUAUGAAUUGGGUUUAAAAUUCUCUCUAUAUAAUUUCUCAACACUGUACAUCAGAUAUUGAAAGAUUUCAAAUUUUGCUUCCUCAAUUGUCUUCAAUAUAGUCUGACUCUACGGUUUUAAUGUCAAACAUGAAUACAUUGUCUCUAUCUUUGAUGUGACUUUUUUUUCAUGCUGAAUGGUAAACACAAAAUUGUUCAACGGAAUGAAUAUGAAUGGCACAGCUGGUAAUUACAAGGCCAUCAUGCUUGG